AUGGAAGAUAUCUGUUUUAGUUGUUGCCCUGAUCAUCACUCAGGCGAUCUGUGUAGUGCCAUCGCCGUGUAUCUGUCGCCACUGGCGAACAUUCCGGGGCCCAAGUUAGCUGCCUUGACGCACUGGUAUGCCUUUGGUGACAGUUUCGAGUUCAUGGAGCGCACCUACUUCGGAAAACCCUCCUUCGACGCCACCGACAUGUUCUUUGGGCUGACUCGUAUCAUUAUUUUCUUCCCGUGGUUUGCCCUUCUGAUGCAGAAGUCUCCCGGUUGGCUUGUCAAGGCUAUGAUGCCCAACCUGGCAGAGCUCGUGGACACGAAAUCGGUAUGUGUGUCAUCUUAUCCCUGGUACGCUGCAGGUCAAGCUAACCUCCAACGAAAUGUGAGGCACAGCUCGUCAUAUUUGCUGGCGAGGGCACCACCGCAUUUACCCUCAUCGCGGCUGUGUACGAGAUUCUGGCGAAUCCUCCCCGCCCUUGAACGACUCAAGGCUGAGCUCGCGGCAGCCAUCCCGGAUGAGGACUCCAUCCCACCUUUUGCGCAGGUUGACGGGUUGCCCUACUUCAAUGCCGUCUUGCAGGAAGUUAUCCGCCUGCACCCAGGAGUCAUGAAUCGCCAGUUGUGUCUCGCUGCUGACCAGCCUGUCGUGUACCGUGAUAAGCAUGUGUCCGGCCGCGAGUACGUCGUACCUGCCGGCUUUCUUGUCAGCAUGAGUCCUCUGUGCCUGCAUUUGAACCCGGAUGUAUACGAUGAUCCGUAUGAGUUCCGUCCGCAACGAUGGAUUGACAAUCCCCAGCUGGCCCGUGCCUUUUUAGCCUUCUCGAGGGGCACUCGAGCCUGUGUUUGGUAA
This is a messenger RNA of Penicillium canariense, 849 nucleotides long. RefSeq lists its product as uncharacterized. Bases 1 to 849 code for a protein of 282 amino acids. The transcript is spliced from 5 exons. Lineage: Eukaryota; Fungi; Ascomycota; Eurotiomycetes; Eurotiales; Aspergillaceae. Gene Ontology annotation, molecular function: iron ion binding; oxidoreductase activity, acting on paired donors, with incorporation or reduction of molecular oxygen; monooxygenase activity. The record is from RefSeq and is a predicted model, not a curated record.